This is a messenger RNA of Phalaenopsis equestris, 3346 nucleotides long. Its product is annotated as testis-expressed protein 10 homolog. The transcript has 22 exons. The record is from RefSeq and is a predicted model, not a curated record. The coding region runs from base 289 to 2904 and encodes 871 amino acids. NCBI's taxonomy places the organism in Eukaryota, Viridiplantae, Streptophyta, Magnoliopsida, Asparagales, Orchidaceae. Gene Ontology annotation, cellular component: nucleus.
CUCUCUUCCCCAAAUCCUCUAGCAUGUCCCAACCCCCUCUGUAUUUCGUCCCAAACCAUAUUCUUCGUCACGGAACCCUCGCGAAACAGUCGCAAUAGGAGCUAGCUGGGAACGCAACGACGGGAACGCCGCUUACAGUGAUCCGGAACUCCCAUUUAUCUCCUCCUUCCGCCCCUCUCCCGCCCGAAACCAUCGAGGAAGUUUGGCAAGAUUUAGGUUAAAUCGUGCUUAACUUUCUGCUCAAGUCCUGCUACCGAACAGCCCCUAAAUUUACUCCUUAGUAGAAUCAUGGGAAAGACGAAGCCAAGAGUCUCCAAGAAGCCCAAGCGUGGUCUGGACUUCAAAAAAAUAAAACGUAAAAUUGGGAGGAAGUUGCCUCCUCCUAAGAACUUCACGGAUACAAGCAUCAAAUCCAAAGCAAUUAUUCUUCCGGAGCAGAGCGUUGCUACUGAUAAAGCAAGUUUGGCUGUUAACAAUAAGGGUUUGACUUUGAGAGAGCUCCUUCAGCAGACAUCGCAUCACAAUGCUAAGAUACGGAGAGCUGCUUUAAUAGGUAUUAAAGAUUUGGUGUCAAAACAUCCAUCAGAGCUUAAACUUCACAAGCUUGCCCUGAUAGAGAAGCUAAGGGACCGGGUUUGUGACAAAGACAAAAUGGUUCGUGAAACUUUGUAUCAAAUUUUAAAGACAGUUAUCUUUCCUUCUCUGAAAGAGGAUGCAACCGGGCCUUCAAUCUCUUUGUUAAUGGUUUAUGUAUUCAGUGCGAUGACACAUAUUGCAGUUGAUAUCCGUCUGAUGGCUUUUAAGCUCUUCAAACUCGUUGUUCUGAACUACCCCUCUUCCUUUACCAUAUAUACUGGUCAGGUUAUUGACAACUAUAUUGAUAUUCUCAGAAAUCAUCUAAAGUAUCUACAAGAAAAGAGCAACCUCAGGAAUGCUCUUGGUGGAUUAGUUCAUUGCCUUUCCCUGUUGGUCAGCAAGAGUGAGGAGGAUGAUCUCAAUGGACAGAACAUCAAUGAGAAAAUGUGUUUACACAGUUACAAAAGUGAAGCACGCUGUGAUGAUGCAGUUUUGUUGGCUGUAAAGAGGUUUCAAGAUCUUGUGCCAGCAUUAGUCAGCUGUUUCCAAGAAUCCAGUUCAGUGAUCCGGUCGAUGUCUACAAUUGAUACAGAAUCUUUUGAUUGCUUUUUAUUUAUGCUUCAGUGCAUAAAUCUGUCAGUCACUCUCUAUGUUAAAAACAUAAAUAAAUUUCUUGUAAUGCCUGCACACUCGACUUCGCUGCCUGAUGGAGGUCCUUAUGACAUGCUUGUACUUCUGAAAAAGUUAUGGGAAAUAUUUCCGAUAGUCAAAAUGCAUCGAUCUACUCCAAAGGAUGAUGAGAGGUAUUUGCUUUUGAAUCUUAAAAUUACAGAGACAUUUUUGCACCUGUUUCCUUGGAUCAACGACAGCCCAUUUCCAAUUGAGAAAUUUCUAGGGUUCAUUGAGAGUUCUCUUCUCGGGGAGGUUGUUUGCAGUUCCUCCUGUAACAAAGCAUUAUUGGAAAAGCAUUUAUGCCCAAUUUUGCCGUUUAUUCCAAGUCUUAUAUCGCAAGCUACGAGCAGCUGGAGGUCUUCCCUUUUAAAGGCCUUUACUGUUGCUUUUAAAGAUUGCAAAGUGGAUUCUCAGAUUUGCCUGUUGUAUUUAGGCGCAAUAAAAGAAAUGCUCCUUCCUACAACAAGUUGCAGUCUGCAGUUUUGCAAUUAUCCGGAAUUGGUAGGCUUUCAGGUUGAUUGGCUUCAUGAGCUUCCCAGUGUCCUUUGUCGUGUUGGUGACAGGCACGCGAAUAUUUCCAAAGCUAUUUUGAAUUUAAUUUUAUCUAUUGGGCAAUCUUCUGUACCGAACUCAUUUCUUGCUGUGGAGUAUGAUCGCUUGCAGUCGGUUUUGACAGGCUUUUAUGGAAGAAGUAUUGAUGAUGCCAAAAUGCAUGGACCUUUUAUAAAGCUUCCCAUUGAUUGCCAAGAGCUUGCCAUCAGCUGUCUCUAUUAUUUUUCAAGCGUAAGCAUUGACUUGCUGGAGUCACUGGCUUUGUGCUGCUUAGAUCCUACUCUGGAUAUAGUUGUAGUUGUUCGUAUUGCUGAGGUUCUUAAUUCAGCUUACAGAGCUGGUCAUGUUUAUAUCUCUCAUUUUAUUGGGUUCUUGUUCACACUAGUGGCUCGCUUUAAAGCUAAUCCAAAUUGGUUCUGUAUAGAGUUGAAAGAUGGAAAUUUCUCAAGUCGGGGAUCUUUCAAGUUCCUUGUCGAUUAUGUCUCUUCAUGCCUUUCUCUGAUGGGCGACAAUUCUUUGGUUUUGAAGUUGCUGUACAAAAACUUUUUUAAUGAAAUUUCACAAAAGCCAUCUCUAGACAAUACACAUGGUAUGCUGAAUAUGAUCAUCACACUGGAUAAAAACACCUGCAUACUUUCAGACGAGAGUGUCAUUACUUUAAGCAAGUGCCUUGCUGGAUACAUUACUGAUGCUGCUUCUUAUAUUCCGGAAGAAAUUAAGGCUGAUUUUCAAUCUGAUAAGUUCAGAAUUUUUAAGUACUAUGUCCGGCCUUGCAUUAUAUUGUUCUACAGAAAUGACAAGCUGCUGUUUCAUGUGUUGGAGUUAUUUGCCUCAGCACUAACAGAAAACAACUUCUCAGUUCAGUCCCUAUCUGAUUUUAAUUUUUGGCUGGAGCUUUCAUGUAAGAUUCAUGCAGUAUCAUCCAUCCUUAUAUUAAUGCAUAACGAAGAGAGAUGCCGUGGAAGCCUUUCUUUAAGUAAAGAUGUUAUAAAAGAUGUGGUGCAGAACAUAGGGAAUCUACGGGUAACAACUACAUUUAGCAUGACUUAUGAAGAAAAACACAAGCUACAAAUAAUUUAUGACAGACUAAAUGCGAAAUUUUAGCAUGCAGUUUUGGAAUGAUGCUGAUCAUAGAGGACUCCUGAAAUGAAAUAUUACACAUCAAUGCAACUGUCAAUCCCACAAACAAUUUGACGUUGAAAUUUUAUGUGCGAUGAAGAGUUGCUCAAACAAGCUGUACAUGGUGACUGACCCUAAGUAACUAACAUGGCAGAAGUUUUUUUGGAAGUAAAGCUGGGAUUGCUUCUCUCACCAACCAGCCGAGAUGAUGCUGAAAUUUUGUAAUUUAAUCAUCCAACACUAUUUGUUCUUACAAUCUUUACCUAUGUUGAACAUUCAUAUAGUGUUUCAAAUAUAUGUUUUAAAAUGACAUUUGCUUCUUGUAUGCAUUUCUAUCUUGGCUCCUACUAGUUAAACGUGAAGCUUGGGAUUGUACUGAACAGUUAAUUCUUUUGGUUGGAGAAAUGAGAAGUGUAGAUUCCACUCA